Thlaspi arvense is the source of this 1614-nucleotide messenger RNA. The record is from the annotation of a GenBank genome assembly. Lineage: Eukaryota; Viridiplantae; Streptophyta; Magnoliopsida; Brassicales; Brassicaceae.
AUGGUGAAACUCAUCCCGAGUUUCUGGGUUCUCCUCUUCUCAAUCGCGCUUCUUUCACUCCAAUUCAAGGGAUCGUUUGGAUCCGAAUCAACUAAGGAAGCUUACGUCACACUUUUGUACGGAGAUGAGUUCUUAUUGGGAGUUAGGGUAUUGGGGAAAUCCAUUCGAGACACCGGAUCUAACAAGGAUAUGGUCGUUUUGGUCUCUGAUGGUGUUUCCGACUACUCUAAGAAGCUUCUAAAGGCUGAUGGAUGGAAAGUAGAGAAGAUUACUUUACUGGCAAAUCCAAACCAAGUUCAUCCCAAGAGAUUCUGGGGUGUCUACACGAAGCUUAAAAUAUUCAAUAUGACUGAUUACAAGAAAGUUGUGUAUCUCGAUGCUGAUACCAUCGUGGUAAAGAACAUUGAGGAUCUGUUUAAGUGCUCGAAGUUUUGCGCUAACUUGAAGCACUCUGAGAGGCUCAACUCUGGAGUCAUGGUCGUUGAACCCUCUGAAGCUUUAUUCGAUGAUAUGAUGAAACAAGUGAAGACCUUGUCGUCUUAUACCGGGGGAGACCAAGGGUUCUUGAAUUCGUAUUAUCCAGAUUUCCCGAAUGCUCGCGUUUUUGAUCCUACUUUGUCCCCUGAAGUCAUAAAAACAAGACCGGUUCCUAAAAUGGAGAGGCUCUCUACGCUAUACAAUGCAGAUGUUGGUCUUUAUAUGCUUGCUAACAAGUGGAUGGUGGAUGACAGCAAACUUCACAUUAUUCACUACACUCUGGGCCCUCUUAAGCCUUGGGACUGGUGGACAGCAUGGCUCGUGAAACCUGUUGAUGCUUGGCAUAGCAUUAGGGUGGGGCUUGAGGAGACUCUUCCUGGAACUGGAGGUGGAAGAUCCCCAAAUGAUGAAUUCGUUGUCAAGUUCCUUUUUUUGUUACCACUCUGUGGGCUUUUGUUCUGCCUUUAUCGUUCCAUACAGGGACGUGACUUCUUGGGUUCAUCGUGCAGGAGCUCUGUAUGCAAUCAGAUCAGACAUCUUUAUUACAAAGUCAGAUCUAAUGGAACACUUGGCUAUAGUGGUGUAUCUACCAUGAAUUCCAACUAUCAACACCACACUGGUCCUCAGUAUUUGGGGGCUGUUUCAGUUGUUAUCUGUUUUGUGGCCGUUUUGACAUCCAUUGGAGUUUCCUUUAUGAUUGUGCCAAGGCAAAUCAUGCCAUGGACUGGCUUGAUUUUGAUAUAUGAGUGGACGUUUACAAUCUUCUUCCUUUUAUAUGGUGGCUUUCUACUUCUGGUGUAUCAAUAUGGCAAGAAAACUGCAGCUCAAACAGGAUCUCUUUCAUCGCAAACAGAAUCGUCAUUGGAUGAUUCAGGAAAAGGUCAUCAGCGGGCAGAUGCGUCGUGUGACUUUACUACAUGGUAUUAUGGAUUAGGGAUGGCGUUUUUGGCUUUUGCUGCCAUUUCUUUGCCCUACAUUUUAGGGGUCACCGCUUUAUUUUUGAGGUUGGGUCUGAUGAUAGCCGUAGCGAUGGUUCUAGUAUCGUUCAUGACUUAUGCUUCAGAGCACCUCGCAGUCAGAUGGUUCCUGAGAGGUGUAGAAGACUGUGACACGACGAGAACAAAGUCAAUCUGCUGA